Molecule: messenger RNA, 3816 nt
Organism: Cydia splendana
Lineage: Eukaryota; Metazoa; Arthropoda; Insecta; Lepidoptera; Tortricidae
Exons: 2
Coding region: 1-3777 (1258 amino acids)
Source: RefSeq, a predicted model, not a curated record
AUGACAUUCGGUGUGCGUGUCAUCAGAGGGCAUGAUAAAGAUAUUCAAGAAAUACGACAAUUAGAAGACGCUAUAUUUUCCUGGCUUAAAGAUAUACCUGUAUAUCCAAAUGAAAACCCACAGGAUAAAUUGAUUAGAGAAGAUAUUGUCAAAAAAUUAGCAGAAACUCUUAGUAAAUUCAAUGAUGCGGACUUUGCUAUUAAGGGAAAAGAAGAAAUUAGACGAGCAAUAGAUAAAAUGCCGAUGUGGUACCCGAAGGGAGAAGAAGAACGAGAGAAUUUAAAAAACGAUAUUAUAGACAACCUGUUAGAAAAAAUAAAAAGCGUUCAAGAAAUGAAAAUGUUUAAUCAAGCUACACGAGACUAUUUUGAUAACAUUAAGUUUGGAAAGGAAGUCGAUACAGAACAAGCAUUAGAUGAUAUUAUUAAAGAAUUAAAUAAAAUAGCACUUAAUAAACCAGAAAAUAAUGAAGUAUACAGAGAUCUGUUAAAAAUGAAGGCGUUUGAAGUACUGGAUGGACUUGAAAUUAUAAGUAACGGAAAUAAAUACGAAUAUUUUAAUAAAUUGUCUAACGAGCUUGCAGAUCGCUUAUCAAAUGUAUCUAAAGACGCGGAACAUAAAAGAAACUUGGAUAAAGGUAUUAAAAAUUUGCUUGAUGAAACCGGUGUUCGUAUCAAAGAUAGAGUUAAUGUAGAGGAAAAGUUGCACGUUGUUAUGGCUGAUGUUGCUGCGCAAAAAAUUGACAAAUAUGAAGCUGAAAGAUUGAUGAAAAGUAUACUAGACGGAAAAGUUCCAGAAAGCGAAAUUGAAAAUAUCACUAAUAAGACACUUACAUUGGCAGGAAUAAGUGAAGUAGAUCCAAAAAUCACAGUUAAAGACAUAGGGGACAUCCUUGACCUUUCCAAUGUUCAAAUUAAAGAUAGAGCGAACGUAGAGAAAGAUUUAAGUCAACUCGUGUCAGAUAUAACCACAAAGGGCAUAGAAGAAAAUAAAGCAAAAAGUAUAAUAAAAUCUAUACUCAAAGGAAAAGUUCCAGAAGAUAAACUCAAAGAGAUUACUGAACAGAUACUUUCAUCAGCCACGAAAACUAAACUUGAAUUUAAAUCAACAGAUCCGGAAACUAAAAAAAAUAUAGAUAAACAGAUAAGUGAUAUCCUUUAUCAGUUAGAACCUGAUAUAAAAGACAAACGCAAAGUUGAAGAAAAGUUACAAAGUCUUGUACCCGACAUACUGAUGAAAAGAAUCGGUGCAGACAAAGCUAAACAGUCUAUUAAAAAUAUACUUAAUGGUAAAAUUCCGGAGGGUAAAUUAGAAAAUACCAUACUCAAGGUCUUAGAGAUAGGUAAAAAUAUAGAGGAUAGUCAAAAUGUGAGUACAAGUAUGUAUUGUUCUAACGUCUGCAUGAGGAAAGGAGACAAAGUUGAAGAACAUAUACGUGAUAUUGUAAACGUUCUAGUUAUGCGCGGUUUGGAUAAAUCUAAGGCUCAAGAUUACAUCAAUAGUACGCUCAAGGGAAAAGUACCGGACUGUCAGCUCGAAGAUAUCUCUAAGAAAAUAUUUGCAAUGGCUGAGAAUGCAUCGCGAAGCUAUAGUGAAUACAGCGGCUUCCCAGUUGCUUCUUCAACUCAAAAUGAAGAAAAAAUAUUAUUUGAUCAGGUCUUUGAAGUUAUAAGAGAUUGGUUAAAAAAUUUAAACAUCCGUUUAAGUAAUAAGAAAUUGAAUGAAGUAGCGGAAGCUAUAGCAAAUGAAACUUUAGAUAGGCGGAAAUAUUUGCAGCUAAAUCCAGGAGUAAAAAUCUCAGAAGCUAAGGAAUCUGAAAUAUUAAAAGAACAAAUUUAUAAGGUUCUGAACAAUUUAAUAGAUAAAAAAUUGGUGCAGUCAAUUAUGACACAAACUGAUGAUUUAAUGAAUUCUCUAAAACAAAUUCUAGGAAAGGACUAUAGUCAGGAUUCACAAAUAACAAAGACUUCUUUCAUGUCUUCAACAAAUCAUUUAAAUGACAUUGUCAAAGAUUGGUGUGAUGCAUUGCCGCUUUCAGAUACAAGCGGGGCUUUUCGAAUAAAACAAGAACUUGCUAAUAGAAUAAUAUUAAAAGUGGGUGAAAUAAAUAUGAACCAAGAUAUAUUUAAUGACGAUUCGUUAUAUGAUGAAAUACUGCAAGAUUUUAUUGAUCAGCGGGUAAAUGAGUUGCCAAUGGAAACGCAUAUUACUGACGGCAGUAUAAAAGAACUCAUUGAUCAAAUUAAACAAAUUAAACAAAAAGUACACGACGAUUUUAUUGGAAAAAAAUACAAGCAACAACUUCGCGACACUAUAUCAAAUGUCUUGCCUUCAAUAGCUUGCCCAACGGCAGAGGACCUGGCAUCGUUCGAGUUGAUGAAAGAGAAUCUUGCAGAUGCUUUUAUCAACCUAAAUUAUUCAGUAGAAUGUGACACAGCUAGGGCUAAAUUUAAACGCAGAAUAAUGGAUGAAAUCAACAAAUACAGUAAUGACUAUUUGAAACGGUGUCCAGCAACUCCCGUUAAUACAAGAAAGCUUAACGAGGACUUGUAUAAUGCUUUAAAGAAUGUGCCAGUACCCGGCGAUGAAUCAAUGCGAACUGAAGUAGAGUCUGUACGAAUGAAAGACGUUAUCAAUGAGUGGCUUAAAACAUUGCCUAUGAGUAGACAAUCUAUAUCGGAACAAUUACAUACGAGUAAAGUAGUAACACUGAUGGCGCAAAAACUGCAAGAAUUAGAGAACGAGUUUCACCCCGAUUUUGAAGAUAUCGCAGUAGCAACGAUUGCCACAUACCUAAAGAAGCUUCCUUUAAAGAAUAAAAACAAUCUACGAGAGAUGGCUAAGAAAUUGGUCGACAAGAUAAAAAAUACUGCUGAAUCAAGAGCAUUUGUUGAAGGAAUGAGAUCUAAACUCACUAAUGACUGUUUAUGUGAAGACUUUGCACUGCCGCGCGUUCCAAGGGGAUUUAGCUACCCGUCCUGUGCAUCUUUUAUCCCUCCUUGUGGAUUAAGCAAAGAAGACCAGGAAAAAAUGCAACGAAUAAGAGAGCGGGCUGUGCUUUGUGAAGCUUGUACACAAUCACGACAAUGUAGAGAUGCCGCUGUGAAUCCACCGCCCUUGAAUCGCGAGAGUCAAACAGACAUGCCUUGUAACAACAAUAAAUCUUGUCAACAUGCAGAGAAGCCUGAACAAAUGUGCUCUAAAUCUGCUGUACAAACCAAACGAAUGCCAAUCAGCACUCGUCCUUGCCCAUCGACUGAAGGCCAGGCUGACUGCUCCCCAUACGUCGUAGUGAAAGAAUAUUAUUUGGAUUUGAACUCAGGUAACAAGGUAGAAAUCGCAACUCAAACUCCCGUUGAAGAAUCUGGCAGAAUAUGUAUACCUUCGUCAUUCUUAAAUACUGAACCCGUAUGUCGCCCCCGGUCCUCGCUAACAUCACGAAGAGUUCCUGUUAAACCACGCUCACGCCCAGAAGCUUCUUGUCAAAGACCGACGCCAAGAAGACAAUGCACUAGCGCAUGCCCAAACGAAUUCUUAAACCGUCCAAAACACUGUCAGAGAUCUGCAUGCCCAAAUGAAUUCUUAAACCGUCCGAAACACUGUCCGAGAUCUUCUCCCGUGCCAGAUUAUUUAAGAAGUAGUUGCAGACGUGUUGGACCAAGUUGUGGUCGAAUGAAGUCACCUUGCUUGUCUUGUAAAAGAAAUCCUACGACAAUCUGUGAUAAAUGCUUCCCGAUGCAUAUGUGUCCACAUCCUACGUGUCUUUAUUUUAAAUGACCGGUAUUUUUGUCUUGUUUUGUUUAUGUUACGCGAGUU